UGAAAAAGAUAUCCGAAAUUAUAAAACUUAUGAUAUUCCUUCAACGGUCGAUUCCCGACCUGAUAUAUCGCAAACCAAACCUUCAACCCGAAAAAUUUCAAUCUGUUUAGGUAUUUUUAGUUUAUUGGCAUUACUAGUUUUAUCUUUUUACAAUUUUGGCGAUUAUGACGAUGUUACGAGAAUCCCUAAACGCUAUCAAUUAUUCAGAGACAAUUAUGAUAGUUUUGAUUACAUUAUCGAAUCAUCUUUUUUUGCAUCAAAAAACAAUGAGUUAACUAUGAUUCAGGAUGUAAAGCAUGCUGACGAUGUCAAUUCUUUGACUCAAAAUUUUAACCUGAAUUUGAAUGCAUCUUCACCAAACGUUACCUUUUCAAGUAUGACUUAUGCAAUUAUUAAACAAAUUGAUAGACAACUUGGAAAAUAUCAAAUUCAAGAAUUUUUUUAUCAAAAUAGUGUAGUUUAUUAUGAUUCGCCAGUAACAUCAGGUUCUUACAUUAAAAACACCUGGCCUAUAAUAGUUGAAAUUUCUUUCAAGGCUUCAAACAAAAGUCUUAAUCCAUCAGCAGUGGAAGCAUGCAAUUUUAGGAUUGUUUUUGUUAAAAAGGGUUUCUUUAAUGAUUUUGAUGGGUAUAUUGAACGAAGAUGCAGUAGAGCUAGAGAGUAUAAUUUUUAUCUGGUCUCUCAAGUCAAAGGAAAUACUGAUUCGGGUUUGAAGUUUUUCCAAGGUGAAAAUAUGUUUGCGACAGUUUCUAACAAGUCACUGAAUAGAGAAAUGAGAAAUGUUGUGGUUGAAGAUGGUGCUACAUUUCCAUCACUUAUUCCAGCUUUAUACGCUAUUUAUUAUGACUACCUUAAGAUGAAACGCCAAGCACGUGAUAUCACUAGAAUUCCGAAUAAUUAUCAAUUGUUGAGAGAUAAAUUGAAUAUAAAUAAUUAUGAAAUCCAAUCAACAUCGAUCAUUUCUCCUUAUAAUGAUAUCAAUAACACCUCGUCCACUAUUAGGGCUAUGAUAAAAGCUAUUAAAUAUCCAUCAGGAAAAUAUUCUGUUCGAGAAUUUUUUUAUGAAACUAGUGUUGAAAAUUAUCCAUACACAUUAAUAACAGCAAACUCGACAAUUCAAGAUAAAUGGCCUGCAAUU
Messenger RNA from Racocetra persica, 1138 nucleotides. NCBI's taxonomy places the organism in Eukaryota, Fungi, Glomeromycota, Glomeromycetes, Diversisporales, Gigasporaceae. The record is from the annotation of a GenBank genome assembly.